Thunnus maccoyii (southern bluefin tuna) is the source of this 1639-nucleotide messenger RNA. RefSeq lists its product as uncharacterized. The transcript has 7 exons. The coding region runs from base 94 to 1014 and encodes 306 amino acids. Lineage: Eukaryota; Metazoa; Chordata; Actinopteri; Scombriformes; Scombridae. The record is from RefSeq and is a predicted model, not a curated record.
ACGUGUUUGUGUUUGUCUCCCCGCCCUGACGGUCCUGACAGCUAACCGACUCUGCGGCACACACACGGAGCGGCACGUUAGCUAAACACUAAAAUGAGGGAGAACAGUGUGCCCCGAAUUUUUAUAAUCAUCUUAUGUGCGCUGGUUUUUGUGGCCGUUUUAGUAAUUAACGGUCUUGCUGGAGCGGGCAGAGGUCCCUUCCAUUCUUCAACAGGCAAUGUGUCGGCCCGCUAUGAGACAGAUCUCACUCCAGCUGGCUGGACCUUCUCUAUCUGGGGUGUUAUCUAUACCUGGCUCACCCUGAUGGUCAUAUACAUCACUUUAUAUGCUUUCAGAGGAUCCUGGGCCCAGUGUCUGCUGCCAUAUGCCUUCUAUUUUUGCUGGCUGGCCAACAUGGUGAUGAACAUGAUAUGGCUAGUGCUGUGGGACAGAGAGUUGAUGCUGGCGGCUCUGGUUGUAUUAAUCCUGAUAUCAAUUACCAACUACUGCGCCUUGUUCUUCUGUUGCUUUGCCACAGAUUACUAUGGACUCUGGUUACAGACUUACUAUCCCAAAGACCUGGCCUGUCUCAGAAUACUGGUCCAGAAUGGUUUGGCUCUCUACACCACUUGGACAUCCAUCGCUUCUCUCAUCAACUUCUCAUUGGUUCUCCACAUGUGGGGUGUGGUCAGGAGCACAGCAGCAACAGCCUCUCUUUGCAUCCUGUUUGCUGAGCUGGUGGGAUGGUUUAUCCUCGAGAACUGGGUGCUGGACCGCUGGGUGCGUAACAUCCUGACAGUCUACCCUGUGGUGAUUGUGGCUCUGGUCGGAAACAUCUUCAGACAUUUUGACCCAGCUGACCCCACUCCGAAUUCUGUCUUCACUGUUGUAAUGCUGGUGUUAGCAUGUGUCCUGCUGGUGUUCCGAGUCUGUAACGUCAUCUGGAGAAACAUGUGGCGGCCCCUCCACUCGCCAGGCUCAGCACGGCUGCUGGUAUCACCCCUCGACGGCAGAAAAUUCAAGAUCCUAUCUUAAACAGUAGGAAUGUGUACGUUACCUCCCGUCCCUGCUGUAUACACUUUGAUUGACAUGGUUCACACAAGCCACUGUUAGGUUCAGGGGGGGAAUUUGCCACUUUUGAUAUGGAGUUUUACACUCGUUAAGGUGUUCAACUGGUAAUUGAUUUGCCUAAACAACAUGGAUGAGAAGUGCAUUUCUUUCAAUGGACGGUUUGAAAUUGGUUGAAAAAGAAAACAAAGGACAGAACAGAGAGGUGUUUACAGAUCAAUGGGAAGGCAUGAAAACCUCUUCAUGAGCUGCAAUGCUGACAUUCUGAAACACUGUUUUUAAAAUGAAAAUCAUCAAUGUAAAACUACUUCUAAUUACCAGUAUUAUUGUCUAUAUGUAAAGUACUUUAUAUACAAACACAUACAAGUGAUUUGACAACCACUGUUCUGUAUUACUAUUUUUAAAGCAGUUAUAUUGUUGCAUUCUUGGCUUUUUUUUAUUUUGUAUUCAUACAGUGGCAGCAGACUAUAGACUAUCAAUAUCUGUCGGCACUCUGACGAUAUCAUUUUACUAAGCAAACAGUAAUCUUUUUAAAAGUACCUUGAGCUUUGUUUGAUUCAUUUCAUUUGCCAAUAAAAUUUCUCAGAUCUAA